GGGCUUUCUGCUGCCGCUGGCCAGGACCUCCGUGGGUUGGGCUUGGUGGUUCCUGAAAGGAGACAUUUGAAACCUAAAGCUCCUCGUGACUGCGCGCUCCGCGCCGAGCGCGCGCCCGGCGCUUCCUCCUCCUCCUGCGUGGCCGCGCUAUCAGCGCCUCUGUCCGGUCACAUGACUGACGGCUCACCGGGAGCGAGGAGAGCGGGCGGAGAGCUUCUGCAGGACGGUCUGUUCUUCACUGCGUGCCCGUACCUGGACCCGGAGGGAACCAUGUCUGUGGUCAAGCUGGAGGAGUGGCGGCAGCGGAUUGUUAAGGAGCUGGACGACACAGUAGCCUUCUGGCUCAAGUACUCUCACGACACAACACACGGAGGCUUCUUCACUUGUCUCGGGAGGGAUGGGACGGUGUACGACGAGCUGAAGUAUGUCUGGCUGCAGGGCAGACAGGUGUGGAUGUAUUGCCGCCUGUAUCGAACCAUGGAGCGCUUCCGCAGGCCUGAAAUCCUGGAAGCAGCUAAAGCCGGAGGAGCUUUCCUGAGAAGGUUCGCUCGUGUCUCCAGCGGCCAGUGGAAAUGUGCCUUCUGCUUAACAAGAGAUGGUAAAGCAGUGAAGAUUCAGAGGACUGUAUUCAGUGAGUGUUUCUACCUCCUGGCCAUGGAUGAACUGAGCCGGGUCACCGCUGAUGAAGGCAUGCAGCUCGAGGCGGAGCAGAUGAUGGAGCAGUUGAUCCACUGGGUUCGGGUGGACUCGUCAGGCCUGGGCCGCCCACAGCUUCCCGGAGACUUUCCCACCAACAGCAUGGCGGUGCCCAUGAUGCUGCUGUGUCUGGUGCAUCAGCUGAGCGAAGGCCGAGGUCAGGAGGUGGCUCACAAGUACAGCGAGCUGACCGGCUGGUGUGUACAGCAGAUUCUACAACAUGUCCAGAGAGACGGCACCGCUGUUCUAGAGAACGUGUCCCUGCAGGGCGGCGAGCUGCCAGGCUGCCUGGGCCGGCUGCAGAACCCAGGUCAUGCCCUGGAAGCAGGCUGGUUCCUGCUUCAGCUCAGCGCACAGCAGCAGGACAGCGAGCUCCAGAGGACCGCCAUCAACAAGUUUGUGGAGCUGCCGUUUCAGUCCGGCUGGGACAACGGACACGGCGGCCUCUUCUACUUCCUGGAUGUGGAUGGUCACUGCCCCACACAGUUGGAGUGGAAUAUGAAGCUGUGGUGGCCCCACUGUGAGGCUCUCAUCGCCUUCCUGAUGGCCUACAGUCAAACCAAGAAGCCAGAGCUGCUGCAGAGAUUCUCCCAAGUUUACGAAUACACCUUCAAUCAUUUCCCUGAUGCUGACAGCGGGGAGUGGUUUGGCUAUUUGACUCAAGAAGGGAAACCGGCCCUGGAUCUGAAGGGAGGCCCCUUUAAAGGGUUCUUCCAUGUGCCUCGCUGCCUGUACAUGUGCGAGCUUAUGCUGGAUGAUCUUCUGGCAAACCGGGACUGAGCGUUCUGACGUCUACGCUGCGAUGAUGAUUCUGCUUACUAAUCAAUAACCAGUUUUAUAAAGGAAAUUGCAAUCCGUUUUGAAUAAUUUAAGAAAUGUUUCGUGCUGGGACCACACGUGCCCGACAUCUUGCUUUCAAGUGCCUGACAAGAUCUUUUACCAUUCAGUUUCUAGUUUUAAUGUUCUUGUUGUCUUAGAACUCAGUCACAACAUUCAGGGGACAUCAAUUCAGGAUUUGUCCUUCGUCUCCUGCGGAGCUGACAAGGGACCCAAGAAGAACUUACAAAGCCGUCACACGAAGAAGUGUCCGUCUCUCCCUCAUCAGACAUGCAACACUUUAAAGACAACACCUGUAUUGUAUUUUAUUUACCUUGGCAUUGAUCUUUACACCCUUUUCAUUCGUGUUCACACAGCUAAUGUAGCAUACCAAUGGCAUCAUAAUGUGACCUAAUAAAUGGGAUCAUAGCAAAGCUUUCA
Messenger RNA from Gasterosteus aculeatus aculeatus (three-spined stickleback), 1953 nucleotides. RefSeq names its product renin binding protein (gene renbp). Lineage: Eukaryota; Metazoa; Chordata; Actinopteri; Perciformes; Gasterosteidae. Gene Ontology annotation, biological process: carbohydrate metabolic process. The record is from RefSeq and is a predicted model, not a curated record. Gene Ontology annotation, molecular function: isomerase activity.